Molecule: messenger RNA, 1003 nt
Organism: Hypoxylon fragiforme
Lineage: Eukaryota; Fungi; Ascomycota; Sordariomycetes; Xylariales; Hypoxylaceae
Product: DnaJ domain-containing protein
Exons: 3
Coding region: 225-884 (219 amino acids)
Source: RefSeq, a predicted model, not a curated record
AGUAGGUAAUGUUAGUGAAGUGUACUGUAUGGAGACCCUAUCGCAACUUCCUAUCUCCUCGUCUCCGGCCCCGAGCCUCUUAUACAUCGCAUCAUCGGUACUUCUCAAUUCUCAAUUCUCAAUUAUUAACCUUUCAAUUCCCAAUUUCCACCACAUCCCCAAUUUAGCCGUUUUAGAUUUCCUAACAUUAGUCUUUUGUUAUAUCCUUCAGCAGCGUCAUCUAUAUGGCUUCUAAAGAAAAGGAAGCGCACGUUGAGGAUAAGGAUGCUAUUGAUGUGCUGGAGGCGGAAGCCAAGGAAUUCGACAAGGAUGCCGAGAUUGAUCGCAUCUUGAAGGCAUUCCGCCUGGAUGCCUACGCCGUUCUGGGCCUAAAUCCUGGUGUCCCUGAAUCCGAUAUCAAGAUGACCUACCGCAAGAAGUCCCUACUCAUCCAUCCAGACAAGACCAAAAAUCCACUGGCCCCCGAAGCCUUCGACCGCCUCAAAAAGGCCCAGACGGAGCUCAUGGACGAGAAGCACCGAGAGCGACUAGAUGAAGCCAUCGCCGACGCGCGCAUGCUGCUUAUCCGGGAGAACAAGUGGACGGUCGAUAGCCCCGAGCUCAAGACAGACGAUUUCGCCAAGAAGUGGCGCGAGAAGACCCGCGAGGUACUCGUCGACAACGAAAUGCGUCGCAAGCGCCAGGUUAAGGCCCAGAUGCAAGAGGAAGGCCGCGAGCAGCGUAAAGUCGAGCAGGACCUCGAAGAACGCAAGCGCAAGCGCCAGCACGAGCAGGACUGGGAGAGCACACGCGACCAACGCAUCGACAGUUGGCGUCAAUUUCAAAAGGGAAAGUCCGGUGGCAGCGACGGGAAGAAGAAGAAGAAGCUCAAGCCAAUUGGCUGAACCAAGAAAUGGAGGAGAAGGAAACAGCACGAAGUCUAGAUUGGCUACCUAGGCUUGGCUUGGCGGCUUAGAGGAAACACAGAACGAGCAAAGGCUUUUCUUUUACUACGUGGAACUAC